GCCCAGCGUUUAUCUCCAUUACCUUCCAACCCUCUUAAUCUCUGCCAGCCGCCAUUUGCUUACCAUCUGGCUGUGAUUACUUGUUAUAUCUCGGAUAUUUACGUCUUUUCUGUUUUUGCUAUUUGUCGUGAGAUUUUGUCACUCAUUGAGUUCAGCAGACAAGAUGAUCGGUCACGGUACUACAGGAAUGCUGGGGGAAGAUGGAAUUCAUGUUGAUAUGAACCACCUGAAGACCGGAGAAGUCAACCUAGGAACUUCGAUUAUGGCAAUCAACUUCAAGGAUGGUGUGAUCUUGGGCGCAGACAGUCGGACGACCACCGGAGCAUACAUUGCCAACCGAGUCACCGACAAAUUGACACAGGUUCACGAUACCAUUUGGUGCUGUCGAUCCGGUUCGGCUGCCGAUACACAGGCAGUGGCAGAUAUUGUGUCCUACCACCUCAACAUGUAUGGGAUUACCAACAACGAGCCUCCCAGCACCCAGGUGGCUGCGUCGUUGUUCCAGGAGUUGUGCUAUGAGAACAAGGAUAGACUGAGCGCUGGAAUCAUCAUUGCCGGAUAUGACCCGCGACACGGUGGUCAAGUGUACUCGAUACCUUUGGGAGGAUCUCUACACAAGCAGCCUUUCUCUAUCGGUGGAUCGGGAUCGACCUACAUCUACGGUUACUGUGACGCAAACUGGAAAGAGGACAUGACGGAAGAAGAAGGCAUCAAGUUUGUGCGGGGUGCGCUGCAAGAGGCCAUCAAGUGGGAUGGUAGCUCAGGAGGUGUUAUUCGUCUGGUGGUCUUGACAUCCAAGGGUGCCGUGAGACAUUUGUACCUGCCGGACACGGGCUACACCGGACCGGGUGCGCAGUCAUGAAUAUGAGUAUUUAAUGGGCAUGAUGUCGUUUUCUGUUAGCACUCGAUUAUUGAAUGAACUGCGUUGAGAUGUCUGUCGAG
Messenger RNA from Aspergillus ruber CBS 135680, 942 nucleotides. RefSeq names its product proteasome core particle subunit beta 1 (gene pre3). The transcript is spliced from 5 exons. Gene Ontology annotation, cellular component: proteasome core complex. Lineage: Eukaryota; Fungi; Ascomycota; Eurotiomycetes; Eurotiales; Aspergillaceae. The record is from RefSeq and is a predicted model, not a curated record. Gene Ontology annotation, molecular function: threonine-type endopeptidase activity. Bases 164 to 862 code for a protein of 232 amino acids.